Molecule: messenger RNA, 1191 nt
Organism: Pseudozyma flocculosa PF-1
Lineage: Eukaryota; Fungi; Basidiomycota; Ustilaginomycetes; Ustilaginales; Ustilaginaceae
Exons: 1
Coding region: 1-1191 (396 amino acids)
Biological process (GO): fatty acid beta-oxidation
Molecular function (GO): acetyl-CoA C-acetyltransferase activity
Source: RefSeq, a predicted model, not a curated record
AUGGCCGCCACCAAUGCAUUCAUCGUCGCUGCCAAGCGGACGCCCUUUGGCGCGUUUGGCGGCAAGCUGAGCGGCAUGACGGCCUCGCAGCUCGGCGGCCACGCCUCCAAGGCCGCCCUGGCCCAGCUGCCCUCCGAGGUGCAGGUGGACGCCACCAUCUUUGGCAACGUGCACGCCUCGGACAACACGGCCGCCUACCUGGCGCGCCACGUUGGCCACCACGCCGGCCUGCCCGUCACGGUGCCGGCGCUCACCGUCAACCGCCUGUGCGGCAGCGGCUUCCAGAGCGUCAUCAACGCCGUGCACGAGAUCCGCGUGGGCGACGCCAACGUCGUCCUCACGGGCGGCACCGAGAGCAUGAGCCAGGCGCCCUACACGCUGUCGGGCGUGCGCUUCGGCGGCGGCAAGUACGGCGUCGACCUCAAGCUCGUCGACAGCCUGGCCGCCGCCCUGACCGACAUGGUGCCCAAGCCCACGCCCAUGGGCAUCACGGCCGAGAACCUGGCGGAAAAGUACGGCAUCACGCGCCAGCAGUGCGACGAGUUUGCGCUCCAGGGCCAGCAGCGGUGGCAGAAGGCCAACGCCGACGGCGCCUUUGCCGACGAGAUUGCGCCCGUCGAGGUCAAGGUCAAGAAGGCCACCGAGACGUUUUCCGUCGACGAGCACCCGCGCGCCAAGACGACGAUCGAGUCGCUGGCCAAGCUGCCCAGCGUGUUUAAAAAGGACGGCACCGUCACGGCGGGCAACGCGUCGGGCAUCUGCGACGGCGCCGCGGCCAACGUGGUGGCGAGCGACGAGGCCGUCAAGCGGUACGGCCUCAAGCCGCUGGCGCGCAUCGUGAGCUACGGCGUGACGGCGUGCGAACCGUCGAUUAUGGGCAUCGGCCCGGUCGAGGCGGUGCGGCUGGCGCUGCGUCGGGCGUCGCUCAAGGUCGACGACAUUGACCUGUUCGAGAUCAACGAGGCUUUCGCGGCGCAGUUCCUGUCGGUGCAAAAGGAGCUCGAGCUGCCCAACGACAAGACCAACGUGUUUGGCGGCGCCAUUGCGCUGGGCCACCCGCUGGGCGCGAGCGGCGCGCGCAUCAUUGCCAACCUGACGCACAACCUGCACCGCCUCAACAAGCGGUACGCCGUGGGCGGCGCGUGCAUCGGCGGCGGCCAGGGCAUCGCCGUCGUCCUCGAGAGGGUGUGA